Molecule: messenger RNA, 1590 nt
Organism: Neoarthrinium moseri
Lineage: Eukaryota; Fungi; Ascomycota; Sordariomycetes; Amphisphaeriales; Apiosporaceae
Exons: 3
Coding region: 1-1590 (529 amino acids)
Source: RefSeq, a predicted model, not a curated record
AUGAUCUCAACCCAGGUAGUGCGUCCAGCACCUGUAUAUUCUUCACCUCCCCACACCAUUGGCAAGCUCAAGGUUGAGGGCGGUGGACGGAUGGCACUUGUGGCAACUUCCGAGCCGACAAGAUCUCCUUGGUCCUUGAAUGACCUCAGUUCAGAGUUACUCGCGUUGAUAUUUGAACAGCUACGGGAAAUCAACACUAGGUCGCUAGCCUCUGCACGUCUUCUAUCAAAGAGGUUCAAUGCUAUUAUCACACCUAUCAGAUACGAACACUUGACGCUCACCGAGCAGAUUAUCGCCCCAGAGGCGGCGACAUACUUUCCUGAAGCUUUGGGAAGGAUACAUACCUUAACACGACACGUUGAGAUCAGGAGUGAUCUAGACCCCCAAGGCAUUCAGCGACUGUUGAGUCGUAUACGGAGGCUGUUGACCGUGAGGUGGAAAUAUAAAGGGGCACACUUCCGCUCGGGGGAGUUUUGGAUUCCGUCAGAUGUUCUAAAUCCCCAACAAGCCAACGUGAACAACACAAAGAUUUAUAUCGAAGAUCUACCUCUCAGAGACUUCACUGCAGAUCAGCAAGAUCUCUACCUCAGGACCAUUCCAUCAGACCUACUUGCUUCACUGAAACUGGCCAGCCCGACGCCUCCCCUGACGAAUAGACUCGAAUCACUGAAGCAACUUAUUCUGAGGUCCAGGCAUCUGGAAACGUUCCACUACCAGGAUAGGGGCCAAGGUACUCGGUUCACCUUCUCGGAAGGCGAAGAGCUACCCGCCUUCAAAGAGCUAACCUUACGAUCGUACGACUGGAAUCAUACAGCGGCCGACGUGGAGGCACACUGGGAUUUCUCGCUUAUUGCAUCGCUGAAGCUCAUAGAUGUGCCCAUCUUUGAAUUCCUCACAUCAGUGCCGUUCGGGGACCUCGUCGACCUCCACACUCUCCAUUGCGAAGACUUCAGCGCCCACCUGCCCGAUCGACGCCGGGAGGCCACGUACGGCCUGUAUGCGUUGAUAAAGCAGAUCAAGGCACUCACCACCCUGAAAAUCACGUGCCAUACACAACUCUUCCCGAUGGACGGCUUGCUUCGCCACUCGAAGACGCUCCAGGUCCUCAAGUUCUGUGAUUAUGUCGGGUUCUCUGAAGACGACCGCCGUUGUCCAACUAUAUGGAUUGACGACCUCGUUGCGCUCGCGCAGGGUCUGGUCAAUCUGCACACGCUGGAGAUGGACAUGGACGUGGCACUCUGUGACCCGUCCCUCUUCUUGCGCGCGCUCUGCCAGUUCCCCCGGCUGCACACCUUGACUCUCCACGUCCAGACGGUCCUGCGCGCCUUCGAGGUCGUGCAUCCCGAGGUAGAUCGUGAUUACGAGGCGGCGAUGAGGACAUUUGGCACCUUGGUUCGGGGGAAGGCGGGCUCACCCUGGCGGUGCAUAACGAUCAACGUCGGCGGCUGGAGACGGCACAUGGUACGAAGACUGGGUGAGGCCUGGAGGGCGCAGAACGAGCGAGGCGUCUACGCCGAGAGAUGCUUCGUGUUGGAACGGAAUCCGACCGGAGGUAUGACGGUCCGAGAAGAGAUGGGAGGGGAAAGAUAA